This is a messenger RNA of Syzygium oleosum, 1424 nucleotides long. Its product is annotated as BRI1 kinase inhibitor 1-like. Gene Ontology annotation, cellular component: plasma membrane. Lineage: Eukaryota; Viridiplantae; Streptophyta; Magnoliopsida; Myrtales; Myrtaceae. Gene Ontology annotation, molecular function: kinase inhibitor activity. The transcript has 2 exons. The record is from RefSeq and is a predicted model, not a curated record. Bases 290 to 1294 code for a protein of 334 amino acids.
GAUGACCUCUCGGCCUUCUCGUUUGCAAGAACAACUCAGUUAUAGAGACAUGUACCCAAAAACGAGUCUUGCUUUGACGAUCCCAUCUGGCUUUUUUAUGGCAAAUUUGGAUCUUCUGAUCUCCAUUUCCAAAAUCAGUACUUAAAUAGCUGUUGGAUUUGACAAGGACCCACCAACCUCCUUUCGCACUUGCGUCUGAAAAAUCAAAAGUUUAAUCAUCUCCUUUUUCGAAGACUCAUUCAUGGCCAUAUUACUCUUUCCGCAACGAGGAUGGUGAUGCAAUUUACUAAUGCUACUCCCUUAUAUAUGUGAAAUAUUGAGUCCCAAUCAAAUUAUGGACUCCUAUCAGCACCAGAAGGGUGGAGGGAGAGAAUCAGACAGAGGAAGAGAAACAAAGCAGCCACCACCACAACCACCACCUACAACUUCCAUAUCGCCACCAUCAGCCACCUCCUCCCCUUCUCAUGAAUUCUCCUUCACAAUCUCCCUGCACUCCUCCGCCACCCCCAACACCACCAGCACACCAAGCAAAACCAAGAACCCAACUUCCCUAGCGAUUGACCUGUCUCCUGCUGAUGACAUCUUCUUCCAUGGCCACUUGCUCCCUCUCCACCUCCUCUCCCAUCUCCCCAUCUCUCCGCGCUCCUCCGCUAAUUCCUUGGACAGCUUCACCCUCCCCAUCAGGGACUUCCCAGAUGAUCAAGGCUCCAUCAAGAGUCAUGGCAAUUAUGACCGCGGUGACAGCGAUGAGGAUGAUGGUGGCGGCUAUGGCAAAGGCGUACACAAGCAGAGAAUAAAAGGUGAUGAAGAAAGUGAAGCUCCUCGGGGAAGAAGCAAGCUCAGAUCCUUUUCCCUAUUUGGUAUACCCAGACGGAAAAAAGCAAGAGCCAGUGAAGUUAGAGAUGGGGAAGAUUACAAAGAGAAGCAGAAGAGUAAGAAACUGAUCAGCUUUGACAUGACCCAGAUGUUGAAAAGGUAUGCAAGAAUGGUGAGACCACUUCUGCAGUUUAGAGGCAGGAGAGGAGAAGAAGGUGCCCAAUUCAGAAGGCAGUCACACUCUUUCUCAGGGAAUGUCGAUGGGAGGAGAGAGAAUCGAGAACUGAGAGCUCCACAAUUUUCAGCACCAGCAUCAAUGAGGACAUCCCCAACCAACAGUGGCCUCCUAGCGCCAACCACAACCCUCCCUUCUUCUACCUCAGAUCAAAGCACCAUGGAAGAGUUGCAGGCUGCAAUUCAAGCUGCAAUUGCCCAUUGCAAGAACUCCAUUGCAGCUGAAGAAAAACUCAAGGCUUGAUGUGUGUUUUUAUCAGUUGUUGCCUUAGGUUCUGUAUGUUCUCUUUUUUUUAUAUAGUCAUCAAAUCAUCAUCUCCUUGUGUAUAAUUAAUUGUAUAUCACAUCGAUAAAUGUAAUGAGUUUCUUGAGAA